Molecule: messenger RNA, 1639 nt
Organism: Octopus sinensis (East Asian common octopus)
Lineage: Eukaryota; Metazoa; Mollusca; Cephalopoda; Octopoda; Octopodidae
Product: serine/threonine-protein phosphatase 6 regulatory ankyrin repeat subunit B
Exons: 5
Coding region: 353-1477 (374 amino acids)
Biological process (GO): intracellular signal transduction
Molecular function (GO): protein binding
Source: RefSeq, a predicted model, not a curated record
CAUCUGAAAUUCUCUGUUGCCUGGACAAAUACACUUUUAGUCAUUCUCAACUCUCUGGACAAAAUACUUCUGGUCAAGCAAUUCUUCUAAACUUCACUAACCACAGAGUUCUGAUUCGUUUUCUGUUCUUGUCUGUGGCAUCUGGUUUGCUAUCAAGAUUGUUUUACAAAUUGGAAAAUACUUUUAUAUGAGCUGACUUCCGUCAGAUUUGAAACUGUGGCUCAUUACUUCCCUUCUGUUGUACAAGUUUUAGUGUUUCCUCCGAUCUACAGGUCUUUGGUUUCAAUACUCCAACUAUCUUCUUUGGCCAACAGAAACCUGAUUCACUUCACUUUAGCAUCUGUUUUCCACAAUGAUUCAAAUGAAGAUGAUGAGCUGCGUCCAGUCCCCUGAUUUAAAGGAAGAUGCUCAGGACCAUAGUGGAAACCCUGAACCCCGGGGCACUGAUACGACUCUCACCCCUAUGAUGACCUCUUCAGAAUUUCUGCUGAACUACGACCUCCAGGCCAUGGGAAACUCAAAGUGGAGUAAGAAUGAGGCAGCAGUACUCGGUAUGCCACAGCGUGAGCGCCAGCUCCACCUUGCUGUGAUGGGCAAUGAACGGGAGACCGUACGAAACCUUAUUCUGGAAGGUGCAGACAUAAACUACCCUUGGAGCAAUCCUACAGUACCCAGUGUGAAAGACAGCACCACACCUCUUUUGGCUGCUGUCUCAUUGAAUCAUGUUGAUAUUACUAUGAUCCUUCUAAAUGCUGGUGCCAACGUGAAUCUAGCUGACCGCAAUGAUUGUACACCUCUCUACAAGGCAGCCUAUCAUGGUCGUCCUCACUUGGUAGAUAUCCUAGUUCAGGCUGGUGCUGAUAUUAAUCGUGCUGAUAAAGACGGACAGACACCACUCUAUAUCUGUGUACAGAAUGCCAUCGUGCAUUCUAGCUUUGCUACUGUACAGAAAUUACUCACUGCCGGUGCCUCUCUUGAUAAAUGUGACAAUUCUGGCAAGUCCCCACUGAAUGUGGCUGCCCACUGGAAGUUAAAGGACAUGAUAAGUAUCCUACUGACUGCGCACAGUGAUGUGAACAUGACUGAUAAACGGGGCCACACCCCGCUCUAUGUGUGUGUCAGCUCGUUGAGCACCGGCCUCUACAAGGAAGACCUUAAAUACCAAGUGCCCUGCAUCAAGGUGUUGUAUUGUGCUGGCUGUGACAUGCUCAAUCUCGUUGACUGGCUGAAAUGGAAAGGUCCCGGCAUCCCUCCUGAGCUGCUGUCUGACAAGGGUGAUGAAGCAUUCUUUGAGUGGUACACCACCAGCAUACGGUCGCCGCACUCCCUCUGCAACUUGUGCCGUAAGGUGAUUCAACAGACUCUGUGUGCAAAUAAUUCCUCGCAGGACUACAUGAAGCUUGUAUCAACUUUACCACUGCCUCACAAACUGCGUGUCUACCUGUCUCGCAAAAUGUUUCACUUGCCCACAUCCUGAUAAAGAUGACUGAUUCUAUGUAUGGGAGAGAAGGAAGGAGUGAGUGAGAGAGAGAGAGAGAGAGAGAGAGAGAGAGAGAGAGAGAGAGGGAUGUUAGGUGGAAUGGUGUAGAGAUGAGCAGCAGUGGUUCAGGGGUUAUUUCUGUGGUGGUGGUGGUGGUGG